Molecule: messenger RNA, 696 nt
Organism: Acinonyx jubatus (cheetah)
Lineage: Eukaryota; Metazoa; Chordata; Mammalia; Carnivora; Felidae
Gene: SMIM36
Product: small integral membrane protein 36
Exons: 1
Coding region: 1-282 (93 amino acids)
Source: RefSeq, a predicted model, not a curated record
AUGGAGUUUUACUUGGAGAUCGACCCUGUCACCUUGAACCUGAUCAUCCUAGUAGCAAGCUACGUCAUCUUGCUCUUGGUAUUCCUCAUCUCCUGCGUGCUGUAUGACUGCCGAGGCAAGGACCCCAGUAAGGAGUACGCUCCUGAGACCACUCUUGAUGCCCAGCCCUCCAUCCACUUGGUGGUGAUGCAGCAGAGCACGUCAGGGGACCUCUGGGCAAGGAGGCCCAGCCUUCAUUUGGGGGAUCCUGUUCCAUUAGGGAAGAAAAGCACAAUGGUGUGAGGUCGGCCAAGGGCUACUGGGGAGAGAGCACUAGACAUUCUGGACAAACUGUUCUCCACGUGGCUGCACUGGUCUUGCUGGGCUAUGUAAGUGGGAGUUCUGCCUUACCUUCUACGUUCUUGUCACCCUCUUUGUGGAUGAAGCAAACAUUUAAGGUAAGAAGCCUGAAGUGGCCUUUGGUCAAGUUCUGCGGAUGCAAAAACCUCAUUAAUACUCUUGUAUAGUGAUGUUGGUUGUUGGUCCCUUCCUGGUGAUGCCCUUGCCAUUUCUAGGAGAGAUUGACAUUUGAUAGGAAACUCCUUCUUCCCUCCUAGGUUCUUUGGCUGGUCUAAUAACUACAUUGACAUAAAACAGAUGAAUAGGAGAAAAACAAGUUUAAUGUUUACCCUUGGGGCCCUAUAAAAAAUAUGAGAC